Molecule: messenger RNA, 4058 nt
Organism: Fusarium vanettenii 77-13-4
Lineage: Eukaryota; Fungi; Ascomycota; Sordariomycetes; Hypocreales; Nectriaceae
Exons: 1
Coding region: 1-4035 (1344 amino acids)
Biological process (GO): transmembrane transport
Cellular component (GO): membrane
Molecular function (GO): ATP binding; ABC-type transporter activity; ATP hydrolysis activity
Source: RefSeq, a predicted model, not a curated record
AUGGACAACGGCGCCUCAGACCCUCGUGCGGGCAAACGGCCCUGGUACCAGCCCAUCGACCCUUUGCAACGAGGACCAGUCCCGGAAGUUCCACACCAUCGCACACAAUGUCCGGAAUACCAGACCAGCCUGUUCGGCCGCCUGACUUUCGGCUGGAUGACCCCCAUCAUCGCGGCCGGAUAUCGAAGACCCCUGGAGAAGACAGACCUCUGGCUCGUCAACCCCGAAAGAAGCAUCAAGAUUCUCAAGAUGCGUUUCGACGGCGCCUUCCGAGAGCGCGUAAGGCAGAAGAGCAAACACCCUCUGGCGGCUGCCCUGCACGACACCUUCAAGCGCGAGUUCUGGAUUGGCGGCAGCUGGCUUUUUGUGGCGUGUAUCUGUCAAACCCUGAUUCCUUUUGUCCUGCGCUUCCUCCUCGCCUUUGUGGAAGAGGCGUACAAUGGAUCUGGCCAGUCGGUGGGAGUUGGGCUGGGGCUGGUCUUUGGCAUCGUGGGGAUGCAGAUCAUCCAAAGCGUCGGCACAAAUCAGUUCAUCUACGCUGGCUUCAUGGUUGGUGCUCAGGCAAGAGCUGUACUUGUCGCCACUCUCUUCGAUAAAAGCUUGAAACUAUCGGAAAGGGCACGUAUUGGGGGACCCAGACUUUUGGCUGCCUCAUGCUCAGAGACAGACACCACUACGAAACAGAGGAAGAAAAAAAAGAAGAUGAAGACGUCAAGCGAGGAAGAUUCGGAAGGCUACUCCGCCGGGCGCAUCACAACAUUGAUGUCGGCAGACGCCGGACGCGUUGACAUGGCAGCGGGCAUGUUUCACUUUCUUUGGUCCGCCCCGCUCCAGAUUCUCCUGUCAUUCGCACUUCUCCUGGUCAACAUCACAUAUUCCGCAGUUGCUGGCUUCGGUCUGCUCUUCUUCGGAAUCGCCGGGCUUACUUUCGGCCUCAAGUCCCUCCUUGCGCGCCGGAAAACCAUCAACCCUGUCACUGACGCCCGAAUCUCGCUCACGCACGAAGUGCUCGGAUCGGUGCGCUUCAUCAAGUAUAACGCUUGUGAAGAACCGUUUCUGAACAAACUUGCGCGUCUGCGCGGCGAGGAAGUCAUAGGGGUUACCAAGCUGAACGCCAUGCGCAAUGCCCUCAAUUCCGUGUCCAUCGCGCUCCCCAUCUUCGGAGCGAUGCUAUCCUUCAUCGUAUACUCCAAAACAGGUCACAGACUGGCGGUAGCACCCGUGUUCUCAUCCUUAGCUCUCUUCACGGCGCUGAGAGUUCCAUUCAACAUGCUCCCCCUCGUCAUCGGGCAGCUGGCAGAUGCAUGGACCGCCGUGGGACGACUGCAGGACUUUUUCAUGGCCGAGGAGUACAAGGAGGAGAUCAGAUGGGACGAGACAGCAGAUGAGGCGAUCAGCCUUGAGGAUGCAAGCUUUGUGUGGGAAAAGUCGCCCAACGCGUAUGCAGAUCCGGAGAAGCAGACCAGGCCUUUCUCGCUCGACAACAUCAACCUCUCCAUCAAGCGGGGCGAGCUUCUCGCCGUUGUGGGCUCCGUCGGCUCCGGCAAAUCGUCGCUGCUCUCUGCUCUCGCCGGUGAGAUGCGCAAGAUAGACGGCCAUCUCACUCUCGGCGCAUCUUCGAGAGCAUAUUGCCCCCAGCGAGCGUGGAUCCAGCACGCCACAUUGAAGGCAAACGUCAUCUUUGGGCAGCCGUUGGAUCCCAUGAUGUACGAACAGGCCAUCCAGGCUUGCAGUCUCGGGAUCGACAUCGACGCCCUCCCAGCGGGCGAACAGACGGAGAUUGGGGAGCGUGGUGUCAACUUGAGCGGCGGACAACAACAGCGCGUCAACCUCGCGCGGGCGAUCUACUCGGACAGCGACAUCAUUCUCAUGGACGACCCGUUGUCUGCGGUCGAUGCGCAUGUCGGGAAGCACAUCUUCAAGCAUGCGAUAUGCGAUAUGCUCAGGCACAAGACGAGGAUUCUCUCGACACACCAACUGCACGUUCUCAGCCGUUGCGACAGGGUUCUGUGGCUUGAGGAUGGACGGAUCAAGCUUCUCGGGACCUACGCCGAUCUAUUGGCCACGGAGCCCGAGUUCCGAGACUUGGUGGCACGGGCCCAGCAGGACGAGAACUCGGAUGAAACUCAAGCGCCGAAAGAACUACCAGUUCGCGAUUCAAUCAAGCCUUCAGCUCUGAGUCCCGGGUCACUCGUACAAGAUGAGGAAAGGGCCGUGGGUAGCUUGUCCUGGACCAUGAUCAAGACAUACCUGCGAUCAUCCGGAAGCCUCAUCUAUGGCAUCGCUCCUAUCUUGUUCCUCAUUUUGGCCCAGAGCUCAAAUGCCCUGACGAGUAUCUGGGUCGCGUUCUGGUCUUCGAACCGCUUAAACCUCGCCGAGAACACGUACAUCGCACUUUACGUCGUCAUCGGGUUCCUCCAGGCCAUAUUGCUCUUUUCCUUUGGCGCAUCGGUCUCUGUUCUCUCCGGACGAGCCACCCGGAAGAUGGUCGAUCACGCCACCGCCCGUGUGGUUCAGGCCCCUUUAUCCUUCCACGAUACGCAACCGCGAGGCCGUAUUCUCAAUCGCUUGUCGCGAGAUGUUGAGGUGAUGGACAACCAGCUCCCGGACUCAGUCCGCACGUUCAUGUACUCCAUUGCUAUUGUCACCAGCAUCGUGGUCAUGCUCGGCAUCUUUGUCCACUGGUUCCUGGUCGCGGUGCCAGUGCUGAUUGGCAUCUUUCUUUAUGCUAUGGCAUACUACCGGGCGUCGGCAAUACAGCUCAAGCGCUAUGAAGCCACGCUCCGGGGCGUCAUGUUUGCCCGCUUCAGCGAGUCCAUCACGGGCAUCCCGACGAUUCGGGCAUAUGGAGUACAGGACCAGGCAAGAAAGACGGUGCACGAUGCCAUCGACGACAUGGACUCGGCUUACCUGUUAACCUUAAGCAACCAGCGGUGGGUGACCUGUCGUCUCGACUGUGUUGCCAUACUGGCGGUGAUGACGGUUGGGCUCAUCGUCGUGCUGCUCCGGUUCACAGUGCACCCAAGCGAAUCAGGCUUGGUGCUCUCGUACUCCUUGGCCAUCACCCAGGUGAUGCAGCUCGUCGCACGCCAGAUGUCCGAGGUCGAGAAUGCCAUGAUCUCGACAGAGCGGCUUCAUGAAUAUGGGACCGAACUGCCUCAGGAGUCAUCACCACAGGCACCAGGCAUCUUGCCUGUCCCAGAGACCUGGCCAACAAAGGGCAAGAUAAACAUGAUCAACGUGCAGCUGCGUUACCGGCCAGGACUACCACUCGUACUGCACGGCCUGAAUAUGAGUAUUCACGGGGGCGAGAAAAUCGCGAUUGUUGGGAGGACUGGUGCAGGCAAGUCAUCAAUAUCGACUGCACUCUUCCGGCUGGUCGAGCUCUCAGCUGGGUCCAUCUCCAUCGACGGCAUAAACAUCGCCCAAGUGCCGCUUCAUGACCUCCGGUCCCGCAUCUCCAUCGUCCAGCAAGACCCCAACCUCUUCCGUGGCACCGUCCGGUCGAACCUCGACCCCUUCAACCAAUACGGAGACCCCGAGCUUUGGGACGUGCUGCGCCGGGUCGGCCUCGGUGACAAAGACGCCGACAAUCUCGCUGCCGGGCGCGUCACUCUCGACAGCCCUGUCGAGGAGCACGGUACCAACUUCUCACAGGGCCAGCGGCAGCUGAUUAGCAUAGCACGAGCGCUCCUCCGCAACAACCGCAUCAUCCUGUGCGAUGAGGCUACCUCGUCAGUCGAUCUCGAGACAGACGCUCGGAUCCAACGAGCCAUCAUGGAGGUCUUCGCUGGGCGGACCGUGCUAACCAUUGCUCAUCGGCUCAAGACCAUUGUUGGGUAUGACAGGGUGUGCGUCCUUGAGCAGGGACAGAUUGUAGAGUUUGACUCGCCGUUGACGCUCUGGGAGCAAGAGGACAGCGCCUUCCGCGGCCUAUGUGACAGGGGUGGUGUGGAGAGUGGGGAUUUCUUCGCUGAUAGACUUGACAGGUUGGCGAGAGGGGAGGGGAGGAGGCAUAGUCAGUAUGGUAGUUAAGCGAGGUGAGGCUCCACCACCGU